UAUCGCUGCUGCCCGCACAUAUCGUGACGAGACACCUCUUCACACUGUCAGACUUUUCCUGCGUCUCUUUUGAUCUCUGUCGCUCGCUCGCUCGCACCCAUCACGCACCGCCCAAAUUCUCGAAAAAGGGGACCCCGGAAGCGACGCCGCGCAUUCCUUUCGCGGUGGUUGGGCGGAAACUUCCGGCGCACGUUCGCUCUCUUCUCUGAUAUCGAGCGCCGUCAGAUUUUGGGGUUCCUCGAGCUGAUUCGUGUUCCGAGAUGGAUGAUGGGGAGCUCGAUUUCUCGAAUCAGGAAGUGUUUGGGAACACUGACGUGUUCUCAAGUUCGACUUUAGGAGAAGUUCCCGGUUGCCGCUCGAUGGAUAGUUUAUUCGACGAAAUUUUCAGGGAUACCCAUGCUUGUACCCACACUCACACUUGUAAUCCGCCGGGACCGGACUCUUCGCAUACCCACACGUGUUUUCAUGUGCACACCAAAAUCGUCCCCGCCGCCAGCGAGGAGAAGGUUUCUACUGAUGACACUGCAGAGUCGACGGAGAAGAAAUCGAAGAAGCGCCCGCUCGGCAAUCGGGAGGCGGUAAGGAAAUACCGCGAGAAGAAGAAGGCCCGUGCUGCCUCGUUAGAAGAUGAGGUCACUAGAUUGAGGGCCGUGAAUCAGCAAUUGGUGAAGAGGCUCCAGGGUCAGGCUGUAUUGGAGGCCGAGAUUGCUAGACUGAAGUGUUUGCUUGUGGAUAUAAGGGGCAGGAUUGAAGGAGAGAUAGGAGCUUUUCCGUAUCAGAGAUCAGCAAUGCCUGGCAGUGCUUAUGUGGUGAAUCCUUGUAACAUGCAGUGUAACGAUCAGGUAUAUUGCCUUCAUCCGAGAGCGGAGGGUAAGAGUGGAGAUGGUACAAGCAUGGAUGGGCAGGGAUAUAGUGGUUGUGAAUUUGAGAAUCUCCAAUGCCUAGCAAAUCAGAACGGUUCAGGGCCCAAAAUACUUCCUGGAUGUGGAAACGAGAACAUAGCAUCAAAUGCGGCUUCUUCUGGUGGAAGUAAGAAAAAAGGAGGGUCUCGUGCAGCAACGGCUGGAUGAGAAUUGUUUGUGUAAUCACCUCCAUCUUUCAAGAAGACCUAUAAUUCAAUAAGUGGUCUUCAUGAGCGGCAGAGGUGGCUUGUGUCUGAUUGUUUAUUAUUUAGUCUCUCAACGAACUUGGGAUCAAAGAGCUGGCAUGGCUCAGUUAUGUUUUCGAAGGGUAAUGUCUUAAUAUGCUCCAUUUUAGACUGUUACUUAAGCUGGACCUCGAUGGAUGAAUAGCCAGUGGACCUUCUAAUGGAGGACAACUUGGUUUCUUAUGAGGCUUUAAGACCUAUUACUUUUGCAGUUCAGUGUCACAAGGUCACUUUCUCUGUGGCGGCAAGUAGUGCUGCUUCUGAUUAGUAGAAACGCUUCAUUUUUGUAUGCUUGAUGAUGAAUUCUUGAUUGUUGAAAUGCAUAAAUUUAGGGAA
Molecule: messenger RNA, 1483 nt
Organism: Syzygium oleosum
Lineage: Eukaryota; Viridiplantae; Streptophyta; Magnoliopsida; Myrtales; Myrtaceae
Product: basic leucine zipper 23-like
Exons: 3
Coding region: 261-1070 (269 amino acids)
Biological process (GO): DNA-templated transcription; regulation of transcription by RNA polymerase II
Molecular function (GO): RNA polymerase II cis-regulatory region sequence-specific DNA binding; DNA-binding transcription factor activity, RNA polymerase II-specific
Source: RefSeq, a predicted model, not a curated record